This is a messenger RNA of Manis javanica (Malayan pangolin), 16650 nucleotides long. RefSeq names its product immunoglobulin superfamily member 9B (gene IGSF9B). NCBI's taxonomy places the organism in Eukaryota, Metazoa, Chordata, Mammalia, Pholidota, Manidae. The record is from RefSeq and is a predicted model, not a curated record. Gene Ontology annotation, cellular component: neuron projection. Gene Ontology annotation, molecular function: protein binding.
GCGGGCGGAGGGGGCGGUGCCGGAGGCCCGGCCCAGCUAGGUUUCACCGUGGCUCUCGCUGCGCUCUGCCUGGGCUAGUAGUGCAGGUGCCGCUGCGCCGGGGCUGAGGAGGCUGCGCGCCCAGUCCAGCAGAGCCGGGGAGGGAUGGAGAGCCGGCAGCACGGGCUGCAGGAGCACCGGCGCGGGGCGUAGGCGGGCGCGAGCCGGCGCUCGGGCGCUAGAAGUGUGCGGGCGCAGAGCACUUUGCGAUAGGAUGAGGCUCCUGGCUGGCGCGCGGUAGUACUAUGAUUUGGUAUGUGGCCACUUUGAUAGCAAGUGUGAUCAGCACCCGCGGUCUUGCGGCUCAAGGUGCCCACGGCCUGCGAGAGGAGCCCGAGUUUGUGACCGCAAGGGCCGGCGAGAGUGUGGUCCUGCGAUGCGAUGUGAUCCACCCAGUGACAGGACAGCCCCCGCCCUAUGUUGUGGAGUGGUUCAAGUUUGGGGUGCCCAUCCCUAUCUUUAUCAAGUUUGGCUACUAUCCCCCUCACGUGGACCCUGAGUAUGCAGGCCGGGCGAGUCUUCACGACAAAGCAUCCCUGCGGCUGGAGCAGGUUCGCUCCGAGGACCAGGGCUGGUAUGAGUGCAAGGUGCUCAUGCUGGACCAGCAGUAUGACACCUUUCACAACGGCAGCUGGGUCCACCUCACCAUCAACGCUCCCCCCACCUUUACAGAAACACCCCCCCAGUACAUUGAGGCCAAGGAGGGUGGCAGUGUGACCAUGACUUGCACAGCUUUUGGGAACCCCAAGCCCAUUGUCACCUGGCUCAAGGAGGGGACACUCCUAGGUGCUAGCAGGAAAUACCAGGUGAGUGAUGGCAGUCUCACAGUGACAUCGGUCAGCCGGGAGGACAGAGGUGCCUACACCUGUCGCGCCUACAGCAUCCAGGGGGAGGCUGUCCAUACCACCCACCUGCUUGUCCAAGGGCCUCCCUUCAUAGUUUCUCCUCCUGAGAACAUCACUGUCAACAUCUCCCAGGAUGCUCUGCUCACCUGCCGGGCGGAGGCGUAUCCUGGCAACCUCACCUACACCUGGUAUUGGCAGGAUGAGAACGUCUACUUCCAGAAUGACCUGAAGCUGAGGGUGCGGAUCCUGAUCGAUGGGACCCUAAUCAUCUUCCGGGUGAAGCCUGAGGAUGCGGGGAAGUACACCUGCGUCCCUAGCAACAGUCUGGGACGCUCCCCCUCGGCCUCGGCCUACCUGACUGUGCAGUACCCAGCCCGUGUCCUCAACAUGCCCCCUGUCAUCUAUGUGCCCGUGGGAAUUCACGGCUAUAUCCGCUGCCCUGUGGACGCAGAGCCACCAGCCACCAUGGUCAAGUGGAACAAGGAUGGCCGCCCCCUGCAGGUCGAGAAGAAUCUGGGUUGGACCUUGAUGGAAGAUGGCUCCAUUCGCAUUGAAGAGGCCACAGAGGAGGCUCUUGGCACUUACACCUGUGUGCCUUACAACACCCUGGGGACCAUGGGCCAGUCUGCUCCUGCGCGGCUUGUCCUGAAGGACCCCCCGUAUUUUACGGUGCUACCAGGCUGGGAGUACAGGCAGGAGGCUGGCCGGGAGCUGCUCAUCCCCUGCGCUGCUGCAGGGGACCCCUUCCCUGUCAUCACGUGGAGAAAGGUAGGGAAGCCCAGCAGAAGCAAGCACAACGCCCUGCCCAGCGGGAGCCUCCAGUUUCGAGCCCUGAGUAAGGAGGACCACGGGGAGUGGGAGUGCAUUGCCACCAACGUGGUCACCAGCAUCACUGCCAGUACCCACCUGACCGUCAUCGGCACCAGCCCCCAUGCCCCGGGCAGCGUCCGGGUCCAGGUCUCCAUGACCACUGCCAACGUGUCCUGGGAGCCAGGCUAUGAUGGAGGAUUUGAGCAGACAUUCUCAGUUUGGUACGGACCUCUGAUGAAGCGGGCACAGUUUGGGCCCCACGACUGGCUGUCUUUGCCAGUACCGCCGGGACCCAGCUGGUUGCUAGUGGACGCCCUGGAGCCUGAGACAGCAUACCAGUUCAGUGUCCUGGCCCAGAACAAGCUGGGAACGAGCGCCUUCAGUGAGGUGGUCACUGUGAACACUUUAGCAUUCCCUGUCACAACUCCAGAACCCCUGGUGCUGGUUACCCCACCGAGGUGCCUCACAGCCAAUCGGACCCAGCAGGGUGUGCUCCUGUCGUGGCUCCCACCUGCCAACCACAGCUUUCCCAUUGACCGCUACAUCAUGGAGUUUCGGGUCGGAGAACACUGGGAGAUGCUAGAUGAUGCCAUCCCAGGAACCGAUGGAGAAUUCUUUGCCAAGGAUCUGUCACAGGACACCUGGUAUGAGUUCCGGGUUCUGGCCGUCAUGCAGGAUCUGAUCAGCGAGCCCAGCAACAUCGCCGGUGUCUCCAGCACAGACAUCUUCCCGCAGCCGGACCUGACCGACGACGGGCUCGCCAGGCCUGUGUUGGCUGGAAUUGUAGCUACCAUCUGCUUCUUGGCAGCUGCCAUCCUAUUCAGCACCCUGGCUGCCUGCUUUGUCAACAAGCAGCGCAGGCGUAAGCUCAAGCGCAAGAAAGAUCCUCCGCUCUCGAUCACUCACUGCAGAAAGAGCCUAGAGUCUCCCCUGUCCUCUGGCAAGGGGAGCCCCGAGAGCAUCCGGACGCUCCGGGCCCCAUCCGAGUCCUCUGACGACCAAGGCCAGCCGGCCGCCAAAAGGAUGUUGAGCCCCACCCGGGAGAAGGAGUUGUCCUUGUACAAGAAGACCAAGAGGGCCAUCAGCAGCAAGAAGUACAGUGUGGCCAAGGCCGAGGCCGAGGCCGAGGCCACCACGCCCAUCGAGCUUAUCAGCAGAGGCCCUGACGGCCGCUUUGUGAUGGAUCCCGCUGAGAUGGAGCCCUCGAUGAAGAGCAGGCGCAUUGAGGGCUUUCCCUUUGCCGAGGAGACGGACAUGUACCCUGAGUUCCGCCAGUCAGACGAGGAGAACGAGGACCCACUGGUGCCCACGUCCGUGGCCGCCCUGAAGUCCCAGCUGACCCCACUGUCAUCCAGCCAGGAGUCCUACCUGCCGCCACCAGCAUACAGCCCUCGGUUCCCGCCCCGUGGGCUGGAGGGCCCAGGUGGCCUGGAAGGGCGUCUCCAGGCCACGGGCCAGGCCAGGCCCCCUGCCCCGCGGCCCUUCCACCACAGCCAGUAUUAUGGGUACCUGAGCAGCAGCAGCCCUGGGGAGGUGGAGCCACCACCCUUCUACAUGCCGGAGGUGGGCAGCCCCCUGAGCUCUGUCAUGUCCUCCCCGCCCCUGCACACUGAGGGGCCUUUUGGCCACCCCACCAUUCCGGAGGAGAACGGAGAGAACGCUUCCAACAGCACGCUGCCCUUGACUCAGACACCCACAGGAGGGCGCUCCCCUGAGCCCUGGGGCCGGCCAGAAUUCCCCUUUGGGGGACUGGAAACCCCAGCCAUGAUGUUUCCCCACCAGCUACACCCCUGUGAUGUAGCCGAGAGUCUGCAGCCCAAGCCCUGCCUCCCCCGAGGACUGCCCCCCACCUCCCUGCAGGUGCCUGCAGCCUACCCGGGUAUCCUGUCCCUGGAGGCGCCAAAGGGUUGGGCAGGCAAGUCACUGGGCAGAGGCCCUGUCCCAGUGCCCACCUCCGCUAAGUGGCAGGACAGACCUAUGCAACCUCUGGUGAGCCAAGGGCAGCUAAGACAUACCAGCCAAGGUAUGGGCAUACCCGUGUUGCCUUACCCCGAGCCGGCCGAGCCGGGGGGGCACAGCAGCCCCAGCACAUUUGGCCUGGACACCCGGUGGUACGAGCCCCAGCCCCGGCCCCGGCCGAGCCCCCGGCAGGCCAGGCGCGCCGAGCCCAGUUUACAUCAAGUGGUGCUACAGCCUUCCCGGCUCUCGCCUCUGACCCAAAGCCCCCUCAGCUCCCGCACCGGCUCCCCUGAGCUUGCCGCCCGGGCCCGGCCUCGCCCGGGCCUCCUGCAGCAGGCGGAGAUGUCAGAGAUCACCCUCCAGCCGCCGGCCGCUGUCAGCUUCUCGCGCAAGUCCACGCCCUCCACCGGCUCCCCUUCCCAGAGCAGCCGCAGCGGGAGCCCCAGCUACCGGCCCACCAUGGGCUUCACUACGCUGGCGACGGGCUACCCCUCCCCGCCGCCAGGCCCCGUGGGGCCUGCGGAAAGCCUGGAUGUGUUUGGACAGACGCCUUCCCCUCGGAGGAUGGGGGAGGAGCUCCUCAGACCCGAGGCCCCCCCUCCACCAGUCCCUCCUUCAGGAACACAUCCACCUGCACCCGGGAAUGCUGCUGCUCCUGAGAGGCUGGAGGCUCUGAAAUACCAACGGAUAAAGAAGCCCAAAAAGUCAUCCAAGGGCUCUUCGAAGUCAAAGAAGCGAUCCGAUGGUUCUGCCUCCCAGGCUCAGCAGCUUCCAAACUCUCAGGUUCUGUGGCCCGACGAAGCUGUCUGCCUCCGAAAGAAGAAGAGACAUUCUCGGCCUGACCCCUUUGCCCGCCUCUCAGACUUGUGCCACCGCCAGCUUCCAGAAGACCAGACGGCAAUUCUCAACAGCGUGGAUCAGGAUGACCCCGGCCACGCCACUCUGCUGUGACACCAGCACGACUCUAAGUGCUUGCAGAGCAAGAGUGCUGGGGUGAGGGGCAGGGAGGGGUGCAUGUAAGGUGUGUGCAAGCCUCGGCCUCCCUGUCAGUGGAGGGUGGCCCUGGCUGCUAGAUCGAGGGCUGCUCAGGCCUCUGUUCUGUCUGUCUCCGGCUAGAGUGGGGGUCUCCUUCACAUCCUGGCCCUCUGGUCUCGGUUUGGGACAGAUGGCUUGGGGCAGACCUUUCGGCUGUGGGUAGAGAUAGGAAGUGAACUGGGGUCAGGGAGAGAUCCCUGCCCUCUUCGCCAGGUGGUUCCUCAUCUCAGAUGCCUGUAUAGUAAAUAAGGGGAGCGCCGCUUUACUGCUUUAUGCUCUUGUUUCAGUUUUUCAAGUCCUGGAAGAGGGUUGGACUUCCAUUCUGCUUCCGAACGCUACAUAUAUAUAGAUAUAGAUACAAAUGCAUAUUAUGUAGUUUGUGGGUUUCUCUAUGUGUAUAUAUAUGUACAUUGAAGCAAAGUGCUGUUUACUUCUGUAGUCGAUCAGAUGAGGAGGAAGAGGGCAGCAGACACCUGGGGUUUGUGAGUAGCACUGGCAGACAGCUGGCUGGCACCCCAGUGUCUGUCUCGGGGAUUACUCCUCCUGAAACAGGAUUCAUGCCUUUUCAGCUUAAUUCACUACUUCUCUCUCUAUCUUCUCCCAUCCAUAGCAGAAAUGGGGGCUUGCCAUGCUUUCCAGCGCCCUGCUGUGGGUGUUCAACAAUGAGUUAUCAUAGAACUAAACACAAGUCUUUCUUUCUUGGUUCCUGGGUGGAGAAAGGGUGGCCAGCAAAGGACCAGACUGGCAUCCUUCUUCCUUCCACAGUUUGGCUCCCGGUACAGAAUUAGAAGCUGCUUAGCAGUAGGUCCGAGAGACAGUCCCUGAUGGACAAACUUGAGCAUGAGCUCUCAUCCCUUUUGGUCCAGCCAGGGCUGGAGCCCUGUGGCCAGAGGACUUCCCAUUCUGGAGCCAUCUGCACUGAGCGCCAAGCUGCGGUGGCUCUAUUUAUAUCCCGCCUCUAGCUCAGCACCCUCUGGAGCACUGUUCCAAAGCUGCUGAUUGGAUUCCUCCUUUCCUUUUGUGGGAGCUAAUUCCCCAGAUUGAUUAAUUGCCACUUGUGGGGAGCCUGCCUGCUGCUCCUUCGCAGGCUCUCCACAUGCUGCCUGCAGACUCUUCUAGGCCCCGGGGCCCUCCUCCUCCCGGUGGACCCAAGCUCCAAGAGGAUGGCCUCGGAUUUCUGGGGCCUAGGAUGCUCUGGGUCCCCUCCUUUCCCUCAGUUCUAUUGAUGUGGAACUGGCUGGGGCACAGGGAUGAAGGUUGAAAGGGAGGUGCGGAGAGGCCUGGGCUCUGAUCCUUUCUCUGCCCAAGUCUAGGCCUAGUUCUGACUCUUAGCACCCAGAGGCCAUUUUAUCGUGACUAAAGAGGUACCCACCUCUUCCAUAAGAUAACAGUGCUGCCCAGGAGCAGGGCAGAGGCCCUGAGGGUGGCUGGGUGCAUCUGGCUUCUCCCCUCUUUGUGUAGGAGGCCACCCUUCUAGCUGCCCAGGGAUCAAGGUGGUGCCCAGCUUCCCUGAAGUAUUUCCUCAUGGUGCUGCCUUGGUGAGGUGGGGGCGGCAUCCAUCUCUCCUGGUCGCCUGCUCGGGUGUUGGCCAAGUCAAAGUGCUGGAGGCCUCUGAGGGCCUUGGGGCGGCUGCCAGUGGCUCGGCGCAGUGACCUAGGUGAGCUGGGGCCUCUGAGAGCAGGGAAGCUGCCCCUUUCUGGGAGCUUCCAUCACAGGGAUGUGUCCUUGUUUGCCAGGCAGGCCCUGGUGCUUCCUUCCUCUUGCCUAGUGAGUGGGGACCAACUCCACCCUUGGGGUUCUGCCACGAAAGGCACAAAACCACAGAUUGUUCCAGGUGAUGAGUCGUGGUGAAAGAGGUGGGGAGGGGCAGUGUCUGGCUCUCAUCUUGUCCGCUGCUCAGUCGCUCUGGGGCUGGGCCUUGCACCCUUGGGGCGGAACCCUAACCUCCGGCUGCUGCCCGUUCUGGGCAUCCAAACCCAGCCACUUACCCCUGGGCAGCAGCUCCAGCACCUGCAGGAGCAGAGGCUUGGUGACUCUGUCUGCUUGUCCGAGGUGGCACUACCUCUGCCCCUCUGCCUCCCAGGUGACUUGGAGUACCUCUCCUGGGGCAUGGGGAUGAAUGUGGGGUCUCAUGCGGGUCGGGGUAGCCCUGCCUGUACUUCCGUGGCAUGCUGUUCCCUGAUGGGCAAUGCUGGCUGGAAUGUGAGCAUGGGACUUCAGCGUGGGUGAGGCCGGCCUUUCUGAGCCCCGUGCUGGGAGCCCUAAGGUUACAGUGAAGAACACGAGGAGAGGCUUUGCUUCUUGAGGAUGGCAGUUGGGGCCAAGAGCUGAGCUCUGGGCUGAGGUCCCCAGGCUCUGCCUGUGCUUUCCAGGGACCCACAGCGAGCCAUCUCCAGGCUCACAAAGGUGCUGACUCCGUCCUUCUUUUCUCCCCUGGCAGUGCUCCUUACCUCAGCACAUCAGACCAAAUGGCUGGAGCUGUGCUUUCCAUUGGCCACUGGGUGGCAGCUGCACUGGGGUGGCCCCGAGGCCAGGGAAAGGACACAGGCCAGCCUAUCUUUCAGUGGCCUCGGACUCAUUUCUUCUUCCAAGAGGGGUUCCUUCUUGUGACAGUGUCCUUGAAGGCCAGCAGCCUUCCUGUACCCCUGGGAGUGAUUUCAGUCCUUCCUUGAAGGGCUGCAGUGGAAACCAGCAGAGUACUGUCUCCUUUGUCCAUGUGAUAGAGGGGAAAGGUGUCCCAGGCACAGGCUUGGGUUCCAGGUGUGUGCAUGCGAGGGUGUGGCUGUGAAUGUGUGCAUGAUGCGGUGUGGGCAUAUCUAGGGGCCAGAUGUCCUCUGUACUCUGCCUUUGACCAAUUGCAGUGAGUACUUUCAAGCUGCCUAGGAUUCCCACACUCUGCUCUGUGGGAGAUCCGGUAGAUGUCUUCCAAACUUCCCCUUGUAGCUUUGCAGUACAAGUAACUGAGAUAAAACCUACUACUGUGUGGGCCCCUUCCUUCUGCAUCUGGACUGGAGACCAUGGGUGUUUCAGGGUUAGGCGACUCACAGACAAAGAAAAGGGUAAAGUGAUUCUAGAAGGGGCCGGAAGCUGAAAGCACUUUGGGGGAUCUGAAACUGAAGUUUGGCGGGGGAAAAGCAAUAAGGAGAAGGCGGAGCCUGUUUCUUCCUUGCUGGCUGACCACAUGGGAGGGGCUUUCAUGGUCCUAGUGGGGCCAGGUCCGUGGACUGUCAUUCGUGGCCCAGUGGCCCAGCUCAGCACAUGGUGACUGGUGAGCUCUGCCACCAUCUCUCCCAGCCUGUCUCUUUAGCUACUUUCCUUGAGAGACAGGGGUAGGAGACGACUUUGGAGAUUCCAUUUUCUCAACAGGAAGGAUGCUUCAUCCUACAGGGCUGGCAGGGUCUGUCGCCCUCUGAGGAGGGGCCUGUGUCCCAUGGUCAUCCUCUUGGGGGCGUCUCAAGCAGAAGUGGAUUGCAGUGAGUAAUUAUUAAUAUUUUUCAGUGCUCCCCAUAUUUAUGUUUGAUUUGUGAUCUAAACUCUUUGGGGUUGAACUGAUUCCCAUUGUUCUCCUCUGCCCUUUCCAUGCAGGGGAAACUGGGUUGGGUUCAGAUGUGGAGUUUCAAGACUUGUUUGUUUGUUUGCAAGAUUGACAAAACAGUAGCUUCAAGGGAGAAACAGACUUUAUGGAGCAUUGGGGCAAUUUCGCCACUCCCCAGGAUUCAAAUCCAGGGCUGAGGUGUGCGAGGCUGCAGCUGUUUCUUCCAAUUUUGUUUAAAAAAAGCCUACUUGGGUGGGGGGUUGGGGUGGGCUGGGGGAGAAUUGUACAUAAAGUACAUUUUAUUACUAUUUAGAGAAACUUAAGAAAAGCUAAUGGUUAAUCUUGGGCUUGCUUUGCUUGCAUGUAAAGGAGCCUUGGGGGGCAUGGCAGGGAUUGCUGGGAAGCAGGAGGAGGGAGUCAGAGGGUAGGGAUGGCAGGAGCAUCGGGGGGCUGCCCUGAGCACAUCCACACUGCUCCCCCGGGGAAAAAUGCACAUUUUCAGUGGGCCUUCGUGGCCCAACCCUUCCUUUCUGUGUUUUACAAAGUAAAGGGAGGCAGGCUCUGGCAGGCAGGAGGCUUGCAGCCCCGUGGGGCUGCCCUUUUGCUUUGGGGAGAGGAUCGAAGAGGUGCGUUAAUGUCCAGGUCUAGCCAGAAAAAGGUGGUUGCUGGGGUGGGGGUUUCAGGAAGGGGAGUCAGAGAGUUGGAGCGUGGAAAGAUCUGCAAGGCCGGAAGGGGAAUAAAGAGCUAAACCGGUCAUGGAGUAGAAGGCAGGGAUCCUGAGAUAUGACAGUAAGACCAAAGCCAGGGGCCAUGAAGCCUUAUUUUUCUCUUUGGGGUGCACAAUAACUUAGUUACCCCUGAGGGUGCCAUAUACAGGUUGGGGGUCAUAUCAAGAAAAGAACAAGGAGUGAUUGCCCUGGGGUGGUGGCUGGCUGCAGAGUGGCAGCAGUGAAGAUUGUUGUGGGGGGCAGGUGUGGGAGGGGGAUAUUGUCAUUGAGAAAAGACUGGGCUAGGGUCUUGGCACCUGGGCCCAGACUGGAUCUUAGAAGAGAUCUUGCCUCUUAGCUAGACUUCCUUGCUUCUUCUAGAAUUAACUUAUAACACUAAGUGCCCAAACCAAACAUGGACAUAGUCUUUUUGGUGUCUUUCGACUUCAUCUGUUUGUUUCUGGGGGCUUCUAAGGCCCAAAGCUAGGAGACUUGUCUUGAGAUCCCCAUCCUGUCACUAGCUCUGUGUCAGUGGAGAAGAAAGAAACGUUCUCAUGAGCUUUGUGUGUGUGUUCUCAUUAGCAGAAGUGGCAGGUGACCUUCUCCUUCUCUCCCAUGAUCCAGAACUGUUCACAGGACAUUGUUCCUGGUGAUGGAGGGGAGACUGGGGCCUGGCCUUUGCAUUUAUCACCCUUUGUUCUUGAGGUAUGGAGACUGCCUUCAGACCAGGAAGCUGCAUAGUGGCUUUUGUCCUACUUUUUUGUCCUUUAAUAGGUGAAGGACACCAGUCUGGUUGACAGUAUAGAGGUGGGGGGCAGGCAGAGGGUGGUGAAAAACCUUUACCCUGAAAUCAGACCAACCAUUCUUCUGUCCUCUGACAUCAAGUCUCCAACUCUGCCACCUUGUGGAUCAAGAGGCAAAAUUAAAAAUCUCUUCUUUAGAAGUUAGUAAGCCAAGGAUCAAAGCCCAGACUGGACUUAAGCAUUUUCAGCAGCUUGAUGUUCAGUGAGGGGUGUCCUUUGCCACCCCACUGUCUGGCUGAGUGUGAAUCCACACUGGCCCAGUACUUCAUUUCUGGGAGCUGAUCUGUACUUUCAGAUAAGUAAAUACACACACACACACAUACACACACCCUCGUCCCCCAACAAGAUGGUCUGCGUGUUGGGUUGCGGAGAGGGUGGAAGUGUUUUCAUGACCUUAUUUCAAGCUGAUAGAGUAAUUCCUAAUAGACUGAAUCUGAUCCAAGGACACCCCAUGCCCUAUGGGUUUCUCUGCAGGAUAAGGAAAACUAAGCAUUUGUGCAAAUAUCAUCAACGGCUGCCCAUACGUUAUAGAAAGAAGAGUCAGAAUAUCUUGAUUGCAAAUGCUUUGGUAGGACAGCAACCAGCAACUGAAAUCCCUUGGCUGUUCUCUUCUGUGCUGGGUCUGCAGUAGUAGUUGGGGUUUCUGAGGAGGGAUGAUGAAAGGGUUGUCAGAACUGGGCUGGGGUGUUGGAGUGACACAGAUUCUUCUGUCCCUGCCCUUGGCCAUCUGCCUUCCCAUUCCUGUAGAUGAAGGAAUGCGUGUCUAGGCCUGUUGUUUUGGGUCUUGAAGAAAUGUGCUUCACCAGUCCCACCUCUCCCUGGCACUGGGUUUGUUUUAGUAAUAAAGGCAAGCUCUCUCCCUCCACUCUAUAUAUACACCAGUUAGGUUCCCUUUCCUUCCUUAGCCCACUCCUUUAUGGCUCCAGGGAUUUUGAACUUGUGCAUGGCAUAUGAUGGGGAGUUGGUCAGGUAGAGAAGGGAAUCCGGGAGGGGAGAUGGGUUGGGCUGGGAGGGGGGAUUUGUAUUUUCAGCCCCAGAAAUACUGUGAGCAUGCUUUUGGGUGAUGUGUGGGGUUUUCACCUAAGUAGGUGGAAGGGGCAAAUUCUGACUCUGCUCAUUAGUGAUGAGAGCUUUGGGGAUUUUUGCUUCCUUCUGGCUUAGGGAAUCUAUGAAACCUUAUUUCUGGUGGAGGGGAAUAAACCUCCUCAUAGUCAUCUUGCAAUCCUUGGGAGGGAAAUCAGUCUACCAGUGAAUAUUUAUAUUACCCAUUGUGAACAGUGAGAGGUCUGUCGUGAGCAGACAGUGUCCUGGCUGGGUCUGAGGUAUGGGACUCUCUCACCUGUCCCCCUGCAGGUACCAGGUCAUCUCCCUGGUCUCCACCCCCCUAGCCAGCUGUCUAGUCCAUGUUCCUUUCCUGGGCUCAGGAAGUAAGAGUGAGUGUGGUGUGUGUGUGGUGUAUGUGUGUGUGUGUGAGAUUUGUAGGGGCAUACUAAUUCGCUUGGGUAGCAUCAGGCCUAAGAGAUCCUCUUUAUGGUUGACUCUUUGCUAGGCAACUUCUGUUUUGGUUGGAGGGUAAAAUUAUAAUAUACCAUCGUUAGUGUAUUUUUUAUGGAGAUUGUAUAAAAAAUUAUAUAAGUAUAUAUAAUUUGUUCUAUUUUAAGGAGCGAGGGAAACUUACAUAAGGUGGGGUGGGUGGGUACAAGGAUCAGAUGCAAUAGUCCUGAGUGGGAGGCUUCAGGCAGGUGGGCCAUCUGGGGACUGGGAACUGGGAGGGCAGGAGAUUAAAGCCAGGCAGGGGGCUCAUGCCCUUGGCACAUAUAUAAAUAUACAGAAACCUAUAUAAAGUCUAGCUAGCUAGCUGAUCUAUAUAUCUAUAUAUCUAUUUGAAGUCAUAGUUUGCUUUAUUUUUGUACCUGUGCUUAGAGAUGUUUUGAGCAGGACCACCUUCCCUGAGGUGGUCUGGGACAUUAGCUCAUACCUUGAUGUCCCUUAUUUCCCCAUCCUCUUCAAUGCCUCUUCCUUUGAGACACUCUCUGUUCAGAGUUGCUUGGGUCGUUCUGAUGGAAAUGUGUAUAUAUGAAAAUUUAAAUAACAAAACAAAUAAUCCACCUGAAGAAAGGGCAAAGGGUUGUGGGGGAACUACUGGGUCUGAUAGCCCCAAGCAACCAGCAUCCACAGUGUCCCUUGUCGUUGGGAGGGGACACUGUGGCUUGAACGCUUUGGCAUAGGGGCUUAAUAUAGUGAGGACUGAGUUGAAGAUUCUGUGAUGUAUUUCCAUCUUGAUGUGGGUUGGUACCCAGUUCCUCUGAAGGAAUCUGGAUCAGCAGCAUUGGAAAGAAGGGCAAGAUUACCUAGGGGCUUACAGCCAAUACCUGUCCUGGUUUGCAGCACCUUGACUCAAGCACUCCUGGAGGGUGUGGCAGAGAGAGGAGGCAUCUCGAGAGCUUUGUGAGGCUCACAGCAUGGAUUCAGUCUUGGAGAAGAAUGCCCUGGUCGUUCUUGAUAUAGAUUCUUGGAACCAGUGUGAAUGUGAUAAUCUAGUAUCAAUAUAUCAUAUAUGUUUCUUUCAGUUAUUAUUUUAAUUGGAAAAAAUAAGGCACCAUUGGAAAUAGGAUGGUCCAAUCUUGGGAUACCGAGUGGAGAUUGAGGAGUAAGAGGACUUUGGAUGUGAUGGGGGUGGUGGUGGGGGAGCUGGUGGAACCUCCUUCUGGCACUGACCUAGGACUUACAGAACUGAACAGUACACUGGAAGAAUCUGACCCAGAACUGGAGAUUGGGGAGCAGGAACUCAUUUGCGUUUGAGCAGGAAACUCUAUACCCUGAAGAAUACCUCUCAGAAUUCAAGACCUCACAUGCGCUGCAAAGGGCCACACACCCUGCAGCCUCCACAGUCAUCUCCUGGGUGCUAACCUUUUCUUCUGACUUGCCAAGAGCUCAGAGUGAUGUGUUUGAAGCUAGUGCUGGGCCAGGUGGUGCAGGCAGCCAGGGGAGACUCAUGGCUGCAAUCUCUCUGCUCUCAUCCUGCUCAUCAACUGAAAAAAGGCAAUACUAACCCCUCCUCCCCAACUGAAGUAUUAUGCUAUCCAAAAACUUUAGUCUUACAGAGUUUGGUCACUAGAGGGAACUCAGAUGUGUCGGCCACAGAAGGGGCUUUUAAAAUAUUUUGGGGUAUGAUGGGAAGAGUAGGGGGGAAUGGAGCUUGGGGCUGACUCCUGACCCUUCUGCUCCCAUAAUGUAGAUGUCAUGGGGCCCUGCCCUUCACUCGGGCUCUGUCUGUGACUACCUGCUCAGAGCACUUCUCAUUGCUCAAGGACACUAGAGAAAAUGGGCUUUGUCCAUGCAAUACAGGAAGGGCCCCAAUACUGGGAACAACUGGCCGUGUGUCCAUUCUUGGCAGGUGACUAAUUGUUGCUGCAGCCUUUUCGGGAGGCCAAAGGAGGGAUACAGCCAGAUGUUUCUUGUAAGAUUUUUUUCCGGGAGGUUGAGCAAGAGAAAAAGCAGCACAUUCUGUGCCCCUUCCCAGCUUGCGAUCCCUUCCAGCCUGCUAAAGUAUCCACAAAAGGGGGCUUUCCAUUACUGCUCUUUUGGCUCGUAGAGCAAUCCCCUCUUUCUCCAUAGACCCUGUCUCACUUCCACUAACGGGUGAUCUGGAGAAGAAAUUAUUUCAGCAUUACAGGCCCUCUUAUACCUAAACCACUAGGUCUAGCGCCACUCUAGGACUCAACUUCUUUUGCCUUAUACCCAAGGCUUUCUCCUUAGAAACCUCAGCAGCAUCCAGGUAUGUGAGAUCAAAAGUUACUGACCUGUGCAUUGCUAUCCCACUCCUCAACCUCCAACUGGCCUCUUCAUUUACGGGAAGAAUAGUGAAGAUGAAGGAUGUAGUCCCUACCUGGACAUUUUGGAUCUUGGAGGGGAUGUAAUGCUACCUCUUCCCUUUCCAUAUUCUGGCCAUGAGCCCUCAGGAAUGUGUUGACAGGGUAGACAGAGGGGAAAGGAUCUAGCCUAGCACAGAUCUCCAAUUUCUCUGAAGAGCUGACCUUUCACCACAGCACAUAGGGUAGAAUGGAUUGUGAUUGGUGUAUACAUGGACUAAGCAAAAUUUCCUGUUUUUGAACGUCUUGGUUAAUGUUACAGGUUGAUGGGAUUAGGCCUUUGAGGUCCACGGCCACUACUAGGAACAUGAGCUAUUCCAUGUACUUGUGCCAUACUCAUUGGUCCUUAGGUAAUGAAGGGGGUAUUGAAUUCUAGUGCUUUUCACUUUUUCGGCAGGUGGUGGAGGCAUCUGCGGAGUUGUUCUGUUUUUGCUACCUCUGCUGUAUGGAGCAAGAGUUUGGCGCAGACAGAUUCACUGGGAAUUGCUCAGCCCAGGGUCAGUGUGGGAGUAUCCUUUUCCCCUUUAUCACCAACCAGAAGCUUGGGGAGGAGGAGUUUGUCCAUUGUUCCUUGGCUUUUUGCUCGGCUCAUCUACUCCUCUUCCCUGUAGAUGAUCAUGCCGAGCCACUUUGGGCAAUAAAGUAGGAGAUGGGGAAACAGGAGAACCUGCCCUGCACACUUCCUGCCCGUGUGUAAAGGGAUUGGCCACAGUGUCAGAGUAAACAGGUGUCUCCUGUUGUUUAGUAAACCAUGGUAAGUACCCGUGGACUGGAGGGGAAGCUUUAUGUAAUGAUCUUGAUCUCUGGAACUUUAGACUGAACUCAGAAGGGGGAUGACUGGCUUAGGGAAGAAUAGCAAGUUUAAAGCUGUAUUUAUCAAGUCAGAUACACCAACCUCAACAGGUCUUAACUUCUCAUUCAGAUUUAGUUUCUGAACUACCAUUUGCGGAGCCAGAGGCUGCGGGCAUGGACGGGGUGUGCUCUCACAGGCUGCUCCUUUUCCGCAGCCCUUGAUGUGCAGGGACCACAUCCUGCCUCGUGUCAGUGACGCCUGAGUCCUUUCAUCUUCCACUUGGCCUCUUCCACCAGGAGGGCUUUGACCAUCCUGGAACGAAUUCUCCCAUCCCUCACCUGGAGGCAGUUGUGUGGGUGGAGAGGGGCUCCUGGUGCCAGGUCCCCAAGCGCUCCAGAACCCCAUGCCUCCGGAAGCCUGGUAGUCCAGAUGUUCGUUCUUUUCUAACGAGUCUGGAUGUGACUACUAGUUUUAUCGUGGGAGAGUUUGCUCUCAUUUCAAACCCCUUUUUCCUUCUUCAGCUUUCUUUGGGGGUUACUUCCAUCCAUGCCAGGCCUUCUCGUGAAGACCAUUCAAACCUCAUUUCCAUCUCUUGAAUGUCAAAUAUUAUAACAUCACUGCGCUAGGGUGCUUUACGGUGCUGUUCCUGAAGAGGCCAGGGACCGAACUUCUUCGUCCCACUGGUUCCUUAAAUCUUGCUGUAUUUUGUCUUCUUUUCGAUUUUUUUUCCCUAGGGGUUUGGGGUGGGAGAUGUAGGGGUGGCUUCUGUGUUUCUUCUCUCUCUCUCUCUCUCUGUUUUCUGUAUGUAUGGACUGGUUAAAGUCAGUUGUCACGGGCAGCUGACUUCAUGUUAUCGCUUGGCUGGCUUUGGUUAACUAUUAAAGAUAAACCAACAAUUUGUACAGCUGCACACAGAACAUCUUGAAGUGUGAAUUUGAAUGGCAACUAGAGGCUUACUUUUUGAACUUCAGGUAUGUAACUCAAAAGUAAAUAAAAACACUAUUUUUUCAGUAAGCUUUUUUUUUUUCUUCUAAGAGACAACUUAGAACUCAAGCUAUAAGAACAUUAACUCGGUGCUGUACCAAAGCCUUAUAUGAGCACGUCCCACACUCUGUAUAGCCUGUCUCUGGUGAGUUCCCUGCUCUUUCACCUCUUCUCAAAAGCUUGGGAAUGCCAGCGUGUGCCGAGCCUGGGGCUGGGUCUUGGGUACCUGUGGGUUGAGGGGACCCCUUGGAGCAGAGGGUGAGGGUGAAGGUAGGACAUCAUUCUGCUUCCUGAGUAGACUGAAACAAAACCAGGCUUUUGUGCAUGUGUGUGUGCACGUGUGUGGGUGUGCAUGUGUGUGUGUGGGUGUGCUUGCCGGUGCACAAGGCCCAAGUGAAUGCUGACAGUGGGCCUGGACGGGAGCCUGGUUGGCUCUGGGAAUGGGCCAGUUGUAAUGAGAGGGGAGCAUAUACUCUCCCCAUUUCCUGUCUCCUUCCCUCUCUUCCAUGCUAGGGGACGGAGGUGUAUGGAAACAGUGUCACUCUUAACUAGGUGCUUUUUCCCCAAGAUCUCCAAAGUCUAACCAUUUAUAAAGGGCCCAUCCCAGAGGCAGAUGCCGCCAACCAAAUUACAGACCGCCAAGAUGGGAAGGGGCCGUCCUCCUCCCCAGCUCGUUUGCUUGCUUGAGGAGGGGGUUCCUCCUGCAGGCUCCCUGAUGGUCCUGUUCCUGGGCCUGGGCCUGUUCUCACUGCCACCCCUCCAGAUGGGCUUCAAUUGGCUAACCUGCCCCUUCUCCCCAUCCACAAAGAAGACUGGACUGCAGACGUCCUGAGCUGCGCUGGCUCUGCGGCCCUAAGCAAUAACGCCUGCCCUGGCGCCAAGGACAGCGAUUCCUUUGGCCUUAGACACUUGCCUGUUGAAAGACUGAGUGAUACCCCAAAGUCAGUUAGGGAGAGAAUCUGCUGCCUGCCUUGGCUCAGGCUGCUGCUGUGCCUGGCUCCACACGCUGGUACUUUCAGGCUUGCUGGAUACUAACCCACUCAUGCCAGUAACAUUGCACGUCCAUAUAGUGAGGUAGAAAUCAAAACAAGCAAACACAUACAUAAGCAACCAAGAAGAGAAGAAAGGGCACACUAAAUGGCGAGAUGGGUAGCCAGUGAAGGUAUCCUGGGAGUGUUGCAAGUUAAAUUGAGUAAAAGAAGUUUAGUAUUUAAUUGCUUCUCAUGUAACAUUACUCUGCUUCAGAAAUGUUUUGUAUUUUGAUAUAA